CAGCGCCAGAACGUGAUAGUUGUUGCGUUCCUGCGACCAGCGAAUAUAUUCUAUUGCCGUACCAUUUUGAACACAAUCAAAUUUAUUUACAUAUAUCAGCAAGUAAUGAAGUCGUAAUAAUUGUCGUGUUCAGGAGAAAUCUGAAGCUUCUUUGGCUACUACAUCUCAUAAGAUGGAACAUCAAAAAAAAACUCAAAACGUGAAAGCAGUUCCAAAUAACAAAAAUGCUGAUUCAAUAUUAGCUGAAAAUAAUAGUUCACUGACAAAAUUACUCAAUUAUGGUGAUUCAAGAAAUGAAACCAAUACUAACAAAUCAAAUCUACGGGGGGCAAAUAAUGAACGAUUUAAUAUUUCAUCACCGCAAUCCUCCGAACUUGAAAAUGAGAUUAUCGAUUUAACAUUAUCUGAUGAUGAUUCAACAGAAAUAAGUCCCACUACAUCAAGUCUAUUAUUUACUGAUACUCAACAAUUGGAUGUUUCAUCACAAUCACCUUUCAAACUUGUAAUUGAUGAUAACGAAUUAAUAUUAUCUGACUAUGAUUUGAGAACUGAAUAUAAUCUUACUACAUCAAGUCUACUAUUUGUAUACUAUCAGGAGAAUUCUUAUAUUUUAUUAAUACCAUCCUCCGAACUUUUAAUUAAUGAUAACGGAUUAAUUUUACCUGUCGAUGAUUUGAGAACUGAAAAUAAUCCUGCUAUAUCAAGUCUAAUAUUUGUAAACUAUGAGAAUAAAUCUUAUAUUUUAUUUAUAUCAUCCCCCGAACUUGUAAUUAAUGAUAACGGAUUAAUUUUACCUGUCGAUGAUUUGAGAACUGAAAAUAAUCCUACUACAUCAAGUCCACUAUUAGUAAAUAAUCAGCAAUUAGAUGUUUCAUCACCACUAUCAUCACCCGAACUUGUAAUUGAUGAUAACGAAGAAUUAAUAUUAAUUGACGAUGAUUUGAGAACUGAAAAUAAUCCUACUACAUCAAGUCCACUAUUAGUAAAUAAUCAGCAAUUAGAUGUUUCAUCACCACUAUCAUCACCCGAACUUGUAAUUGAUGAUAACGAAGAAUUAAUAUUAACUGACGAUGAUUUGAGAACUGAAAAUAAUCCUACUACAUCAAGUCCACUAUUAGUAAAUAAUCAGCAAUUAGAUGUUUCAUCACCACUAUCAUCACCCGAACUUGUAAUUGAUGAUAACGAAGAAUUAAUAUUAAUUGACGAUGAUUUGAGAACUGAAAAUAAUCCUACUACAUCAAGUCCACUAUUAGUAAAUAAUCAGCAAUUAGAUGUUUCAUCACCACUAUCAUCACCCGAACUUGUAAUUGAUGAUAACGAAGAAUUAAUAUUAACUGACGAUGAUUUGAGAACUGAAAAUAAUCCUACUACAUCAAGUCCACUAUUAGUAAAUAAUCAACAAUUGGAUGUUUCAUCACAAACAUCAUCACCCAAACUUGUAAUUGAUGAUAACGAAGAAUUAAUAUUAACUGAUGAUAAUUUAGGAACUGAAAAUUAUCCUACUACAUCAAGUCCACUAUUAGUAAAUAAUCAACAAUUGGAUGUUUCAUCACAAACAUCAUCCAAAAUUGUAAUUGAUGAUAACGAAGAAUUAACAUUAACUGACGAUAAUUUAAGAACUGAAAAUAAUCCUACUACAUCAAGUCCACUAUUAAUAAAUAAUCAACAAUUUGAUGUUUCAUCACCACUAUCAUCACCCAAACGUGUAAUUGAUGAUAACGAAGAAUUAACAUUAACUGACGAUAAUUUAAGAACUGAAAAUAAUCCUACUACAUCAAGUCUAUUAUUUGCAAAUACUGAAGAACUUAAUAUUUCAUCACAAUUGUCUUCCAUACUUGAAAUAGAUCAGAAUCGAUCAUCUAACGAUGAAUAUCAAUGGAAAUGUUAUAAAGAAUGUACAGAAUUUGAUAAAUUUAAGAACAUUGUAAUAAAUAUAAAUCGGGACGUUUCCAAUACAAAAACUUUCAGGAAAUUGGUUUCCUUAUUAAAAAAAACGCUAAGUUACAUAUUAAAUUGGUCAAUAGUGCCAAAUAUUAAGAAAUUGAUUAAAAUAUUAUUAUAUAACCAGAAACAUUUGAUGCCUAAACCGAGAUUAAGGUACAUAGAAUAUCCUGAGUAUAAUAAUAAUUCCUCGGAACAACAUUCAUUAAAUACAAUGGUAUCGGAUUCAAACAACGAAAGUGAAUAUCUGGAACAUAGCAAUAAUUCCUCGGAACAACAUUCAUUAAAUACUAUGGUAUCGGAUUUAAAUGACAGAAGCGUAGAACCACCUAAAAAAAAAAUCACUAUCUCAGAGUAUUGGAAGAAAAAACUCGUCGCACAACAACUAGCUACAAGUGCUCAAGAGCUUACUGUUGAAAUUGAAAGUGUUUCAGAUUAA
Rhopalosiphum maidis (corn leaf aphid) is the source of this 2380-nucleotide messenger RNA. RefSeq lists its product as uncharacterized. The record is from RefSeq and is a predicted model, not a curated record. The transcript has 3 exons. Lineage: Eukaryota; Metazoa; Arthropoda; Insecta; Hemiptera; Aphididae. The coding region runs from base 173 to 2380 and encodes 735 amino acids.